CAUUGGACUGAACAUCCCUGGAAGUAUUGCAGGUUCUCUACUCCAGAAAGCCUGGUGAAAAAGCUGCUGCUUACUUGGUUCUAAGCUUCAUUCCCCCCCUCCCCUCCCAGCCACAGCUUACCAGGAUGGACGAGGAACAUCUUCACGAUGAUCUGCGCGUUUUUAAAGACAGAAACUUCUUCCCGCUGAGGCUAAGAUCUUUUUUCACGGUAUACUUGCUACUGGGCCUCUUCUUUGUGCUGAUCAUCACCCUGUUUGCUGUGUCGCUCUCCAGAGUUUCAGCCAUUUCUUCUAAACUCAACGAGGUGCAGCCGGAACGGAAACAGAAUUUUUCUGACAGGGAUUUUCUCCUGUUUCCCUGCGGACCCGGCUCCAGGGAAUGGGAAUACUUUAAUGGAAAAUGUUACUACUUCUCCCUAACCAGAAUGAGCUGGUACAAGGCAAAGGCUCAGUGCGAAGAGAUGCACUCGCAGUUGGCUAUCAUUAACAGCUACGCCAAGCAGAAUUUUGUCAUGUUCAGGACAAGGAAUGAACGUUUCUGGAUCGGGCUCACGGACGAGAAUUUGGAAGGGGAAUGGGAAUGGAUCGACGGGACCGACUAUAAAACCACGUUCACAUUUUGGAAGGAGGGCGAGCCCAACAACAGCGACAGAAACGAAGACUGUGCCCACAUCUGGAUCUCUGGGAAGUGGAACGAUGUCUACUGCACCUAUGAGUGCUACUACAUCUGCGAAAAGCCUCUGCCCAACUGAGCAAAACCACGUGUGGAGGCAACGGCUGAUGCUCUGGCACCACGAAUGUUCCUUUUUCUUCUUAACUUAUACUAUCCGAGUGCCUGCUCCCCGCUCUUCCUCUCCACCGCGCUGUCCCGAGGAAGAGCGGGGAUGCAUUUUGAUGGUCCUAAGCAAUAUAUGCAGGAAUCUGGGUUCUCCGUGGGGAGCUCAGCCUAAUAAAGGACAAUUAUUGCUCUGGUUAA
Molecule: messenger RNA, 976 nt
Organism: Harpia harpyja (harpy eagle)
Lineage: Eukaryota; Metazoa; Chordata; Aves; Accipitriformes; Accipitridae
Product: hepatic lectin-like
Exons: 6
Coding region: 126-752 (208 amino acids)
Source: RefSeq, a predicted model, not a curated record